Messenger RNA from Brassica napus (rape), 1901 nucleotides. Its product is annotated as probable anion transporter 5. The coding region runs from base 320 to 1621 and encodes 433 amino acids. The record is from RefSeq and is a predicted model, not a curated record. Gene Ontology annotation, biological process: transmembrane transport. The transcript is spliced from 2 exons. Gene Ontology annotation, molecular function: transmembrane transporter activity. NCBI's taxonomy places the organism in Eukaryota, Viridiplantae, Streptophyta, Magnoliopsida, Brassicales, Brassicaceae.
AGAAAUGGCCGUUUCGUUGUUACUCAUUUACACAUCGUCGUUGACCCAAAAAAAAAAAGCGAUCUCCAUCAUCAUUCUCUAAAUUCUUUUACAAACCCUAAAAAUCUCCAUCUUCUUCACCGUCGAAUCACUGCUCUCUCUCUCUCCACAGUCAAAAUCCAAAACCCAUUCUUCACUCUCUUCGAUUUCUCAAAAAUCGAUUUUGAAAUUUACUUUAACAACACCGUAAAAACCCUCCCUCCAUUCGCAUUGUUGAAGUUAAAAUUGAAAGGGGAGAGAAUGAAUAUCCAGAGGAAGUAAGAGAAAAGGUGUAACUAACAUGAAGCUAUCCAACAUCCCACAACGCUAUGUCAUAGUCUUCUUGACUUUCCUCAGCACCUCCGUCUGUUACAUUGAGCGUGUUGGCUUCUCUAUUGCAUACACCGUCGCUGCUGAUGCUGCCGGAAUCAACCAGUCAAGCAAAGGAACCAUACUCUCCACUUUCUUUAUUGGCUACGCUUGCUCUCAAGUCCCUGGAGGUUGGGCUGCUCAGAAGAUUGGUGGAAGGAAAGUCCUCCUUAUGUCGUUUAUUCUAUGGUCGUCUACUUGUUUCUUGGUUCCUCUUGAUCCGAACCGAGUCGGGCUCUUGGUUUUCGCCCGUUUGCUUGUGGGUGUUGCUCAAGGUUUCAUCUUUCCUUCUAUCCACACUGUUUUGGCUCAGUGGGUGCCUCCUCAUGAGAGGUCUAGGCUGGUUUCGAUAACGACUUCGGGGAUGUAUUUAGGUGCAGCUUUGGGAAUGUGGUUGCUCCCUGCUUUGGUUGAGUUUAGAGGUCCUGAAUCAGUUUUCAUAGCAGAGGCGUUAGCUGGUGUUGUGUGGUCAUUGCUUUGGAUUAGGUACGCUACUGACCCGCCUCGGUCUGAGCAUCCGAAAGCCGCUGCUGCUGGAUUUGGAGGUGCUCUCUUGCCAACUAAUGUCAACCACAACCAUAGAGUUACUCACAUCCCGUGGAAGAAGAUAAUGCUCAGCUUACCCGUUUGGGCCAUUGUGGUUAACAAUUUCACAUUCCAUUACGCUUUAUAUGUGCUGAUGAACUGGCUUCCGACCUACUUCGAGCUGGGGCUCAAGGUCAGUCUUCAGGGAAUGGAUUCGUCGAAGAUGGUGCCGUACCUCAACAUGUUUGUAUUCUCCAUUGUUGGUGGGUUCAUUGCAGACUAUCUGAUCACCAAGAGAAUACUCUCUGUUACCAGAACACGCAAGUUCUUGAACACGGUUGGGUUCUUAGUCGCUUCAGCGGCGUUGAUGGCUUUGCCUCAGUUUAGAACCUCCAACGGUGUGAUCUUGUGUUCCUCUGUGGCUCUUGGGUUUCUGGCAUUAGGGAGAGCCGGUUUUGCGGUGAACCAUAUGGAUAUUGCUCCCAGAUAUGCAGGAAUUGUGAUGGGAGUUUCGAAUACUGCUGGGACAUUAGCUGGAAUCAUUGGUGUUGAUUUGACUGGGAAGCUUCUUGAAGCUUCUAAGUUGAUCUACUCCGAUUUGUCACAUCCAGAGAGCUGGAGAGUUGUGUUCUUCAUACCUGGUUUGCUCUGUAUCUUUAGCACGGUUGUGUUUUUGUUGUUCUCUACAGGAGAAAGAAUCUUUGAUUGAAUGGGAUCAAAGAUUAUGAGAAACCCUUAUCAAGAUUAGUUAGUAGAACCCUCUUACAUUUGAAGAUCCAUUGAAACCUUUUACUCAGGCUCUUCAUUGGUAAUUCUUUUUUUUUUGGGUGAGUAAACUUGAAUCACACCAAGAGUUUCAUUAUUAGUUGAUCUUGCAAUAUACUAUGAAUAAGAAUAAAAAUCUGUAGUUGGAUAAUCAUUGAGGGGUUAUAUUUGGAUAUUGUAAAAUUUUCGAGUUUUUAUAUACAAUUGUAAGAAUUUAUGAGGAA